Messenger RNA from Priapulus caudatus, 990 nucleotides. Its product is annotated as sodium- and chloride-dependent glycine transporter 1-like. Gene Ontology annotation, cellular component: membrane. NCBI's taxonomy places the organism in Eukaryota, Metazoa, Priapulida, Priapulimorpha, Priapulimorphida, Priapulidae. The record is from RefSeq and is a predicted model, not a curated record. The coding region runs from base 1 to 990 and encodes 329 amino acids. Gene Ontology annotation, biological process: sodium ion transmembrane transport. The transcript has 9 exons.
AUGAAGGCGGAGUUGCCAUGGGCCAAAUGUGGUAAUGAAUGGAAUACGGGCAAUUGCUCUGCGAACACUACUCAAACAAAUGGUAGUGACAUAGUGCUUACACCGGCGGAAGAAUACUUUUACAAUAAAGUUUUAAAUAUUUCAACUGGUAUCGAUGAACCUGGAGGGUUUCAAGUGGAAUUGGUUGCAACGCUGGCGGCUGCAUGGUUCAUCGUAUUUCUUGUUCUCAUAAAAGGCGUUGGAUCGCUAGGAAAGGUUGUGUACUUCGUAGCUAUUUUCCCCUACGUCGUGUUGACCGCUCUUCUCAUUAACGGUCUGCUGCUAGAAGGAGCCAUUGAUGGCAUCAUAUAUUACAUCACUCCUGACUGGAAUCAACUCCUUGACAUAAAGGUAUGGAGAGAUGCGGCUGUUCAAACAUUUUAUUCACUUAGUGCCUGUACCGGUGGCCUCAUUGCCAUGUCAAGCUACAGCGAUUUUCAUAAUAAUGUCAGAAGGGACGCUAUCGCCAUUCCGUUAAUAAGCUUGGCGACAAGUAUCUACGCUGGUUUGGUGAUAUUCACAGUGCUAGGAUUCAUGGCUAACUUCAAAGGAGUUGAUAUAUCAGAAGUUGCGGAGCAGGGGCCAGGGCUGGUGUUUGUCGUAUACCCAGAAGGAAUUUCCAGAAUGCCUCUCGCACCAUUUUGGGCUAUUAUUUUUUUCUUCAUGAUGGUCACACUCGGAUUUGGGACGCAGUUUUCUAUUAUGGAGUCCGUUAUGUCAGGAAUAUUUGACGUCUAUCCAACGUUCUUCCGUGCUAGUACCUGGAGGAUGAUAGCAUUUCGUGCUUUAUUCUGUGGCGGAAGCUUCUUGAUCGGAUUAAGCAUGGUGACUCGGGGAGGCAUGUAUGUAUUAAAUGUCGUCGAUGAAAGCAUCGGAGGAAUUGUCUUGAUUAUCCUUGGAAUCGUGGAAUUUUUGACUAUACAUUGGGUUUAUGUUACAAUAGAGAAGUAG